AUGGCCGCUCCGACGAGCCCGCCGCUCCGCUUCGCCGUGGCGCUGUUCCCGGGGUUCCAGGCGCUCGACGCCUUCGGCCCGCUCGACGUGCUGAACGUGCUGUCGCGGCGGUACCCGAUCUCUAUCCGCGUGCUGGCCGCGACGCGGGAGCCGGUGUCGACGCGGACGCCACUCUCGGGCCACGCGGCGGGCGAGGCCGUCGCGCCGACCCACACCUUCGCCGAGACGCUCGCCUCGCUGCCCCCCGCCGACGACGGCACCAGCCCCGACGGCAUCGACGUCCUCAUCGUCCCCGGUGGCGCCGGCGUCCGCGAGCCCCUCGUCGCCCGCCCCGUCGAGGACUUCGUCCGCGCUGUCUACCCCCGCCUCCGCUUCCUCUUGACCGUCUGCACCGGCAGCGUCAUCGCCGCGCGCGCCGGCGUGCUCGAGGGUCUCCGCGCUACUACUAACAAGCGGUCGUGGGAAUGGGGCCCCGACGUCCGCUGGGUGGCGCGUGCGCGCUGGGUCGUGGACGGGCGGGCGUGGACGUCGUCGGGGAUCUCGGCGGGGAUCGACAUGGCGUUCGCCUUCGUCGCGAACCAGUUCGGCGAGGAUGUCGCGCGCGACAUCGCGGACGCCGCCGAGCACUCGCGCCGCACCGACCCCAACGACGACCCGUUCGCCGAGCGCUGGGGCGCCAAGGAGAAGGAGUAA
This is a messenger RNA of Durotheca rogersii, 693 nucleotides long. RefSeq names its product class I glutamine amidotransferase-like protein. The record is from RefSeq and is a predicted model, not a curated record. The transcript has 2 exons. Bases 1 to 693 code for a protein of 230 amino acids. NCBI's taxonomy places the organism in Eukaryota, Fungi, Ascomycota, Sordariomycetes, Xylariales, Xylariaceae.